This is a messenger RNA of Macrobrachium nipponense, 2533 nucleotides long. RefSeq names its product pancreatic triacylglycerol lipase-like. NCBI's taxonomy places the organism in Eukaryota, Metazoa, Arthropoda, Malacostraca, Decapoda, Palaemonidae. The coding region runs from base 252 to 1817 and encodes 521 amino acids. Gene Ontology annotation, molecular function: triacylglycerol lipase activity. Gene Ontology annotation, biological process: lipid catabolic process. The transcript has 12 exons. The record is from RefSeq and is a predicted model, not a curated record.
GCACGGUUGGUGUCCCAGUUAAGACGAGAAAGACUUACAACGGUUGAAAUAUACUUAUAAAAACAUAUAUAUUUUCGAAAUAAGAGGAUAAGACCCAGUGCGCGGAUAGCGAGAGCAAGAGAGAGAGAGAGCAUUUUUGCUUCUCAACUUGGGGAAUGUCGUAGCAUGUGACAGUUAAAAGAUUACUGAAAGACAACGCAGCUACUCCUGAAGGCACUACGUUUUAGGAAGAAAAAGAAGAGUCCUCCAGGAUGGAGAACAUCGUCCUUCACGCCCUUCUCAGCCUGAGCUUCAACGAUCGCGGACCUGCUCCUCCAACCGUUCCUCCGGGAGAAGUAUGCUACGACUCCUUCGGGUGUUUUUCCCUGGGGCCGCCCUGGGCAGGUACUCUGGAACGCCCUGUGGCGGCCACGCCGAUGGCUCUGAACGUGACCAUGCCCGUCUUCUGCCUCUACACCCCGAGUGAGCCGUUCUGUCAGGAGAUGUCUCUGCGAAAAAUUGGAGAUCUCUACAAUACCAGUCUGGACCCAAGCGCACCACUCUACGUCAUAACUCACGGUUAUAUGGAAACAGCAGACUUGAAGUGGAUGGUGAAGAUGAGGAACACCCUCCUAAAAGUCUCACCGAACAUCAGCGUCAUAACGGUGGACUGGUCUGCAGCUGCCCACCCACCUUACGCCCAGUCCGUCUCGAAUAUUCGAGUGGCUGGGGCAGUGACUGGGUACCUUCUGCAUCUGUUAGUUAAAUACUACGACGUUCCCGUGUCAAACAUCCACCUUGUGGGGCACAGUCUAGGAGCACACUUCAUGAGCUAUACCGGACUUUUCGUCAACGUGACCACAGGACAAAAGGUAGGGCGCAUCACCGGCCUAGACCCAGCGGGACCAUAUUUCGUCAACACACCACCAGAAGUCCGGCUAGAUCCCAGCGACGCUGAAUUCGUUGAUGUCAUCCAUACUGACAUUCCAAGGGAGGCUUGGGAAAUAAACAAACUGGGGCUCCCAGACCCUGUUGGUCACCUGGACUAUUAUCCAAACGGUGGUUUCAAGCAAGCAGGUUGCGUCACCUCCGCCCACGCGCGCGCAGAGGAGAAAAAGAGCUUGGCUGAUGGCGUCUUCUCGUACAUAGGCUGCAAUCAUCAGAGGUCCCAUGCAUUCUUCACCGAGUCCAUCUUAUCCAAAUGCCAAUAUUUAGGAGUCCAAUGCGAUUCCUGGGAACAGUACACUCAGGGAUUGUGUUGGGGCUGUUCCAACGGCCAAUGUUCAACAAUGGGCUUCCACGCGAAACCCCUAGACCGAAAGCAGCUACCUGCUAACGGCAGGCAAGAAAAUAAGACUGAAACUGACAGGAAUUCUGAAGAAUCGUCUAUUAAAAUCUAUUUAGGGACAAACCCAAGAUCUCCAUUUUGUGCCGAGCAAUAUCGCGUGACCGUAGUCACAUCAGACACACUCGAAUCGCAGCGGGGUGGGGGCGAUGUAGCAAGAUUCACUCUCAAGCUGAGAGGGCAACAUGGAGAGCACAUCAUCCCUCCUGCUGAGAAAUCCGUAUUCAUCGAACCCGGCAGACGCCAGUCUUGGGUUGGGUUCGCCUCUCACCUGGGUCCUUUGAACGCCCUACAAGUCGACUACGAGGAGGACCAGGGUCUCCUCCACGCCCUCAUUUUCAGGUUCAGCCCUCCAGCGCUUUACGUCGAAUCCUUCGUCGUCGACGAGUUGUCGACGGGAGUGACAACAAGUUUCGAAUUCUGUGGCUCCAAAAUGCAGGCUGGAGAGUCUCACGUACUAUUUGCGGAUACGCAAUGUCCUCGGGAAAGCUAGGUUACUACAGAGUCAAAGUAUAUAGGGUCUGCUCAACUCGGCAGUGGGGGCGGAGCUAAUACUGUGAUGUCACAAGAGUAACACUUUCCCGUGCUUCUCCAUUGAUAUAGCUUUGACUCUGGGUUACUACAUGAGCAGUUCGAGACGACUAUAUUCUCAUAUUAUGUUUUCACCUCUUAUAGCCCUCAGAUUUCGUGACCUAUAUAAAUUUUGGGACGUUUGUACCCAAGGGUUACCAAAUUUUUAAAUGCUGACAUAACCACACCAGGAGAAUCUGUUGGUGUCUAACGGCACCUUUUAUUGUCUUGUCACCAGUUUCAGUGUCAAGUAGCUAAUAAUGUUGGUAAGGCUGAAGUUGUGCUUGUGCAAACAUCACUUAGAGAUAAUCUGUAUGAUAUUGUUACUUAAACUGGUGAAAUGUUAUGUCCCGGAUUUAAGAUUUGACGACCUAACAUGCCAUGUUAGUUAUCAAGUAAGCUUAAGUUCUAUACUUAACGAACACAGUGUUCUAAAAAUGAUCACAGACUCUGAUAGAGUAUACAAGUCCAUUGUUAUGCUGAAGGUGAUAUGUUUAUUCGCAAUUCUUGUUUGAUAUGACUCUAUUUUACAAAAUAUACAUUACAGUUGUUGAAUUGUAUUGAUCUAGUACGCCAUUUACUAUUUUUAUAUAAGCCUCUUGUAAUAUAGUUUUUUUUGGAAUAAAAUUGUCAAAUAGA